UACUAUCAACCUCUCUUCCACUGAACUACAGGAGAUCAUAGCUCAGGCUGUUCGUAUGGUUGGUAAUGCAUCUCUUUCCACUGCCUUAUCUGUUCUACCUGGAUCCGAGGACGGGGCAGGAGCUUGGGACCGGUCCUAGAGUUGGGCGUAUGUUUCCCGUGAACAAUCUUCAUCUUCCACCUGUUGCUCCUGUUUCUGUUGCUGCUGCAACAGCUGCAGUUUCUUCCUUACCUUCUCUUGCGCUUUGGCAUUCUCGUCUUGGUCAUGCACCAUCUUCUCGGGUACAACAGUUAGUGUCUAGAGGUCUGUUGGGUUCUGUGUCUAAAGACAAUUUUGAUUGCACUUCAUGUCAGUUAGGAAAACAACCACCUUUGCCUUUCAAUAACAGUGACUCCAUUUCUAAAAGUACCUCUCAGCAAAAUGGUCGAGCCGAAAGAAAACUUCGUCAUAUUCUUGACACUGUUCGUGCUUUACUUCUUUCUACCAAAAUUCCUGCCCCAUUUUGGGGUGAAGCCAGUCUUCAUGCUGUUCAUGCAAUUAACCGCAUUCCAAGUACUGUCAUCCAUAAUCAGACUCCGUAUGAGCGUCUCUUUGGGUCACCCCUUAACUAUCAUCACCUUCGCUUCUUUGGAUCCGCUUGUUUUGUUCUUCUUCAGCCUCAUGAGCACAACAAACUUGAGCCUCGAUCUAGACUCUGUUGUUUUCUUGGUUAUGGCGAAACUCAAAAGGGGUAUAGGUGUUAUGAUCCUGUUUCUCAUCGUCUUCGCGUUUCUCGUAAUGUUGUCUUUUGGGAACAUCGAUUGUUUGUUGAACUCUCUCACUUUCGUUCUUCCUUGACUAACUCCUCUGUUUUAGAAAUCUUUCCCGAUGAGUCUCUUGUUCCUUCUGCAAAUACUUUUGAUCUUCAUUUAGACUUCUCUCCAGAUAUCUUUGAUGCUUCUCCUAGACAGGUUGCAGAUGAACAGAUUAUUCACGAGCUACCCCACUUUGAGCCUGGGUCCCCUGCUCCUGCUCUGCCUGAAGAUCCUCCACAAGACAUUCCACCUCGCCACUCAACCCGGGUAAGAUCCAUUCCUCCACACCUCCUUGACUAUCAUUGUUACACUGCCCUUGCUACACUUCACGAGCCUCAAACCUAUCGUGAAGCCUCUACUGACCCUUUAUGGCAGAUUGCAAUGAAAGAGGAACUUGAUGCAUUAACCAAAAACCAUACUUGGGACCUGGUUACUCUCCCUCCUGGACAGUCUGUGGUUGGUUGUAAGUGGAUCUAUAAGAUCAAGACUCGCUCUGAUGGAUCCGUUGAGCGCUAUAAGGCUCGUCUUGUUGCCAAAGGUUUUACACAAGAGUAUGGGAUUGAUUAUGAAGAGACGUUUGCUCCAGUUGCUCGUAUCUCAUCUGUUUGUGCUCUCUUAGCUGUUGCUGCUGCUCGUAAAUGGGAUCUUUUUCAGAUGGAUGUUAAAAAUGCCUUCCUUAAUGGGGAUCUGAGUGAAGAAGUCUAUAUGCAACCUCCUCCUGGUCUCUCUAUUGAAUCAAACAAGGUUUGUCAUCUUCGACGUGCACUUUAUGGUCUCAAACAAGCCCCAUGUGCUUGGUUUGCCAAGUUCAGCUCCAUUAUUUUUCGCUUGGGUUACACCGCCAGUCCAUAUGAUUCUGCCUUAUUUCUUCGUCGUACUGAUAAAGGCACUAUUUUGCUUCUUCUCUAUGUGGAUGAUAUGAUCAUAACUGGUGAUGACCUUAGUGGCAUUCAAGAACUCAAGGAUUUUCUCAGUCAGCAGUUUGAGAUGAAAGAUCUUGGACAUCUCAGCUAUUUCUUGGGUCUUGAAAUUACUCAUUCCACAGAUGGUCUUUAUAUUUCUCAAGCCAAGUAUGCUUCUAACCUGUUGUCUCAAGCUAGGCUCAUUGACAACAAAACAGUUGACACUCCAGUUGAACUUAAUGCGCAUCUGACACCCUUGGGGGGGAAACCAUUGUCUAAUCCUUCUCUUUACAGACGAUUGGUUGGCAGCUUAGUUUACCUCACAGUUACUCUUCCAGACAUCUCCUAUGUUGUUCAUCAGGUGAGCCAGUAUUUGUCUGCUCCACGAUCAACUCACUAUGCUGUUGUUCUGCGCAUUCUUCGAUACCUGAAGGGUACCCUUUUUCAUGGCCUUUUCUACUCAGCCCAGUCUCCUCUUGUACUCCGUGCAUUCUCAGAUGCUGAUUGGGCAGGAGAUCCUACUGAUCGCAGGUCCACUAUAGGUUAUUGCUUCCUCCUUGGUUCUUCUUUGAUUUCUUGGCGAAGUAAGAAACAAACCUUUGUGGCCCACUCCAGUACUGAAGCAGAAUAUCGUGCCCUUGCUGAUACCACAUCUGAGCUCCUUUGGCUAAGAUGGCUCCUUAAGGAUUUGGGUGUAUCCACCUCCUCUGCUACUCCUCUUUAUUGUGACAACCAGAGUGCUAUUCAUAUUGCUCACAAUGAUGUCUUUCAUGAACGGACUAAACACAUCGAGAUUGAUUGUCAUUUUAUCCGUUAUCAUCUUCUCCAUGGUGCUCUUAAGCUUUUCUCCGUCUCCUCCAAAGAUCAACUUGCAGAUAUCUUCACUAAGUCUCUUCCUAAGAGACGCACUCGUGAUUUAGUUGACAACCUCAAGUUGGUCUCACAUCCACCUUGAAGUUGAGGGGGGCUGUUAAAGUAUAUUGUAU
This is a messenger RNA of Vitis vinifera (wine grape), 2682 nucleotides long. Its product is annotated as retrovirus-related Pol polyprotein from transposon RE2. The record is from RefSeq and is a predicted model, not a curated record. The coding region runs from base 66 to 2651 and encodes 861 amino acids. Lineage: Eukaryota; Viridiplantae; Streptophyta; Magnoliopsida; Vitales; Vitaceae. The transcript is spliced from 3 exons. Gene Ontology annotation, molecular function: nucleic acid binding.